This is a messenger RNA of Aspergillus campestris IBT 28561, 588 nucleotides long. RefSeq lists its product as uncharacterized. Bases 63 to 467 code for a protein of 134 amino acids. Lineage: Eukaryota; Fungi; Ascomycota; Eurotiomycetes; Eurotiales; Aspergillaceae. The transcript has 4 exons. The record is from RefSeq and is a predicted model, not a curated record.
AUCUUCUUGCACGCAUUGAAGAAUCAUCUUGAUCUCUGUAUUUGCACAUUAACUUCUACAACAUGAACACGAUUCGAUCCACCUGGGUAGGAUGGGGCACUCUUUGUGUUGCCGGCGGCGGUGCCUACUACUUUGCGAAGAAAUCCAUCAACUCCGAGCGUGCAUCUCGGUAUGAAGCGGAAGUCAAGCGGAAAGCGCAGAUGGCUGCCCUGGAGGCGGAGGAUCGACGGAAGGCUGCCACACUUGGAGCGACACCGACAUCUUCCGGGUCCGCCGGCCUGAACCGAGGCAACAUCCCGCGCGGCGAAAACGCCGCCGACAACACCAACUCACCGAGUGUAGAGGCGAGUCUGGAUCCCGCUCCUACUCGACACGAGCCCCUCACCGAGGCCGAACGGGUAUCAGAAAAGGGGAAGUAUGAGGCGGCCCGGCCUUUCCGACCGCCCCCGGGCAACCGAUUCAGCUAAGCAAUUAUGCUUGCAGGGUGCCAGGUGCCAAUUUUGCCACUGCCAUCUCAGUAAUGAGGGAGGUCUGGCGCUGUAUCAUAAAACCAGAGUUUUGCUGUUCUCCGAACGUGCUAGCUGCUAG